AUGCCCACUUACAUCCGCAAUUCCUCUGACUUUUUCCACCAGUUUCUGAAUUUCCAGUUUGCAGGUUCCAGCCACCUUCUCUUUGCCAUGGACAUGCCAUCCCUCUACGUGUCCAUCCUCUACCAGGAUGGUUCUCAGGGCUCUCUGCUUCUUCCUGGAACAAAGCCUGAAUCGUCCCCAUCCACCACCACCCUCCUCUGCUUGACCGAGAUCGUCCUCACCCUCAACAACUCUUUCCAGGAUGCUUUCAUCGUGAUUCGGAAGUUGUCAACUUGGGCCACUUUCUCGGCUCCAGUGGAGGAAAUAAAAGCUGCUGACACUAAUGCGCUGAUGGGAAGGCGCUGGGUUACAGGGAAGAAACGCCUGAGCAGAUUAGUUCGAUUUGUGUUUGCUAUGGCACCCUACAGACUGCAACAGAUGCUUGGCUUCCCUGUGCCCAGCAGUUUAGGUCAAGGUGAAAUUUCAGAUGAACUACGAUCAUCGCCUAAUAAACCAUAUGGCAAAGGAAGCAAAAGAAAGCUAGAUGAUCUAGCUGAUGAAGAACUCUGCUGGUUUGAAUCUUUGUCCUGUGAUCUACCAGAAUACGAUGAUUCAGUGGAGGAUCCGACUUAUGAGAUUGAGAAGCUGAGUAUGACUGACUUUUCUCCAUAA
This is a messenger RNA of Hemiscyllium ocellatum (epaulette shark), 651 nucleotides long. RefSeq names its product oogenesis-related gene (gene org). The record is from RefSeq and is a predicted model, not a curated record. The transcript is spliced from 4 exons. Lineage: Eukaryota; Metazoa; Chordata; Chondrichthyes; Orectolobiformes; Hemiscylliidae. The coding region runs from base 1 to 651 and encodes 216 amino acids.